This is a messenger RNA of Fusarium musae, 498 nucleotides long. RefSeq lists its product as uncharacterized. The record is from RefSeq and is a predicted model, not a curated record. NCBI's taxonomy places the organism in Eukaryota, Fungi, Ascomycota, Sordariomycetes, Hypocreales, Nectriaceae. The transcript is spliced from 2 exons. The coding region runs from base 1 to 498 and encodes 165 amino acids.
AUGACUGUGCCUGCCUUCGGUUUCUCUGCCGGCGACUUCGUUAGCGCUGUGAACUUGAUCGUCGACAUCACCAAAGCGCUGAAAAACACAGGUGGCGCAGCAGGAGAUUAUCUUCAAGUUCUGGCCGAUUUGAACCUUUUGAAAGACGUUUUGUCGCACCUACAGCAACAGCAAGCCGGCGCGACGAGACAAAGCAGCAGAAAUCCGUUUGCAGAGCAUGCGCGGAAACAAGCAGACCUCACUUUAUCUACACUAGCAAACUUCCUUGACCUGAUAUCCAAAUUCGAUGCUAGCCUGGGCCCUCAAAGAUCGUCAGCAUGGUACCGCGGAGUUGGUAGAAAGGCGCAGUGGGCGCUGGUCUAUUCGAAGCAUGUCGAUGAUCUGCGCUCAAGGAUUGGGACACAGAUUCAGACAUUAAACCUUGUCACUCAACUACAGGAAGAGUAUUCGGGCAUCUCGAUAACUGUCCACCUAUCGAGGAACUUCGAGAACAACUAA